Osmerus eperlanus (European smelt) is the source of this 3458-nucleotide messenger RNA. Its product is annotated as cGMP-dependent protein kinase 2. Lineage: Eukaryota; Metazoa; Chordata; Actinopteri; Osmeriformes; Osmeridae. The transcript is spliced from 18 exons. The coding region runs from base 25 to 2340 and encodes 771 amino acids. The record is from RefSeq and is a predicted model, not a curated record. Gene Ontology annotation, molecular function: cGMP-dependent protein kinase activity; ATP binding. Gene Ontology annotation, biological process: protein phosphorylation.
UGAGCUUGAUCAAAGGGCUUUCCUAUGGUGGCCAGCCAAAAGCUGGCCAUGGGCAACGGUUCGAUUAAAGCCCCACGGCCUGAGGACAGCUGCCUGGCCUCCACCAUGAGAGAUCGGGACCCUCCAGGCUGGGACACGGAGCCCCUGAGACUACGGAUAGCCCACUUGGAAGAGGAGCUGGCCAGGAGGGACCAGGAGUUCCGAGCCCAGGAGCUUCAGCUGCUGAACCUCCAGAGGGAGCUGGAGGCCAAGGUCUCCCAAAUUGACAAGCUUAAAGAUGCCAUCGGCUACAACAGCCUGGGCCGCUCCCCGCCGGCCCCACUCAGACACAGCCGCCGUCUGCUGAGCGUCAUCAACCAGGGCCCAACCCGCUUCCACAGGGUGGCUGUGGAGGUGCACCGCAGGCUGAAGGCCAAAGAAGGCGUCUCGGCCGAGCCCACCUCAGGCCACUUCUGUGGGGCUCCCCGAACCCCCAAUGUGUCCAUUGAGAGGGCUCAUGUCCGCAAGGACUCCAAUACCAAGAAGCUCAUCAAUGAUGCCAUCUUGAACAAUGACUUUCUGAAGAAGCUGGAGCCUCGGCAUACGAGGGAGAUGGUGGACUGUAUGUACGAGAGGGUCUACACUGAGGGUCAGCUGGUCAUCCAGGAAGGAGAGCCAGGGAACUACCUCUACGUUCUUGCAGAUGGAUUGCUGGAUGUCAUGCAGAACGGCAAGUUGUUGGGAGAGAUGCGACCUGGGACAGCUUUCGGAGAGUUGGCAAUACUGUACAACUGUAAAAGAACUGCCACGGUGAAGGCUGUGUCCCAGUCCCAUAUCUGGGCUCUGGACCGACAGACCUUCCAGAAAAUUAUGAUGAGGACCACACAGGCCAGACAAGAGGAGUACUUCAGCUUUCUUCGCAGUGUGUCUCUGCUGAGAGACCUACCUGAAGAAAAGCUUGCCAAAAUAGUAGACUGUCUUGAAGUGGAUUAUUUUGAUAAAGGAGAGUUCAUCAUUCGGGAGGGUGAGGAAGGAAACACGUUCUUCAUCAUAGCUAAAGGAGAGGUGUCAGUAACACAGAGCACGGAGGGCUAUCUGGAACCCCAGGAGAUCAAGACACUGGGUGUGGGGGACUACUUUGGAGAGAAGGCACUCAUAAGUGAGGAUGUGCGCUCAGCCAACAUAAUCUCCAAGGAGAAUGACACACAAUGCUUGGUGGUGGAUAGAGACAACUUCAACCAGAUGGUGGGUACUUAUGAUGAGCUCCAGGCAUACCUUCAGGAAUACGUGGAGGAGCUCUCCAGGAGUGACGUGAGGAGACACGCACUGCCCCAGUCCCCCCUCAUGGACUCGUCUCCAGAGGCCCAGGAGCAGAGGAGGCUGAGGGAGAGGAUUGCCCUCCUGCCCCACCACAGCCCCUUCCAGGACCUGGAGGUCAUAGCCACCCUGGGAAUGGGAGGCUUUGGUCGGGUUGAGCUGGUGAAACUGAAGGAUGAGAACACAACGUUUGCACUGAAGUGCAUAAAAAAGAAGCAUAUCGUAGACACCAGACAACAGGAACACAUAUACUCUGAGAAGAACAUUUUACAGCAGACCAACUCUUACUUCAUAGUCAGGAUGUUCCGGACCUUCCGGGAUGAUAAGUUUGUCUAUAUGCUUCUGGAGGUGUGUCUAGGUGGAGAACUGUGGAGUGUGCUAAGGGACAUGAGUUUCUUUGAAGAGCAGACUGCCAGGUUCUGCAUUGGUUGUGUCCUGGAGGCCUUUGACUACCUCCAUGCCAAGGGAAUUGUCUACAGAGACCUGAAACCUGAAAACCUCCUACUGGAUGCAGAAGGUUAUGUCAAAAUGGCUGACUUUGGCUUUGCCAAAAAGAUCGGUCUAGGGAAGAAGACAUGGACAUUCUGUGGGACUCCAGAGUAUGUGGCCCCUGAGGUUGUCAUGAACAAGGGCCACGACUUUGGGGCCGACUGCUGGUCCCUAGGCAUCCUUAUCUUCGAGCUGCUUACUGGCAAUCCACCUUUUGCUGGAUCAGACCCCAUAAAGAUCUACACCAUGGUUCUCCAUGGCAUUGAGAAGGUGGACUUCCCCAAGAGGAUAAGCAAACGCCCAGACGACCUGAUCAGGAGACUCUGCAAACUAAACCCCGUGGAAAGACUUGGUAACAAGAAAAACGGCAUCAUCGAUAUCAAGAAACACAAGUGGUUCCAGGGCUUCAACUGGGAGGGGCUUCGACGUCUGAAGCUGAUGUCCCCGCUGAGGAGGGAGUUAAAAGGGCCAAUGGACCACAGCCAUUUCGAUAUGUUCCCCCCAGAUGUGGAUGAGCCUCCAGAUGAGCUAUCUGGCUGGGAUAAGGACUUCUGAUGACCCCCCCCCACCCUGGGCGGAACUUCUUGUCAGCCCCAAGAGGGGUGAAUUAGGGAUUACAAGAUUACAUCUACACUGGCAGAGUGAAAACUUAGUUGGAGGAGCCACCACUGAAAAACCCCAUUGCUUCCCUUCCGUUGCCAUGCGUAUCAUAAGUCUGACACAAGCGCAUGUGUCAGACUAUAGGGUGACACCUAUAGGGUGUGAAUUUGCCUGCUGGCAAGUGCAUUUCAGCCCCUUACCGUAGAAACAGUAUUUGAUGCAGGCUACUAAUUACUAAAGACUAAUUGCAUGGACUUGUAUUUCAAGGCCAUUGGAAGGAUCUUACUGUGAGCACCAAGAACCUGUGGUGCCAGUGAAUUGGAUGCUACUGCUAUACAAAAACACACAUCUUAAUGUUCAUAACAUUGCUAUCCUGUAUCGACACUGUCUGUCCCAUCUUAGGUCUACUACGAGAUGCCCUGUGCCUUUUGAAUGAACUCGUAUGUAAUACACUCUGUCAUGUGUUCAUUUCUUUAUUUUCAUUUGGAGUUGGACAUACCAGAAUAAAAAAAACACUUGAAAUCAUUCUUAGGGUCAUAUAAACCUAUUUCUCUCUCUCUUUUUAUUAUCAUAAAUGUAUCUAUUUCCCAUAUUGCUCUGAUAUGAGCGGAUGGUUGUCUUUUUCACUGUAAUCCUCAGGACACAGUGUUAUAUAAUCAGAUCAGGCUGGCUCUGAAUACAACAGUAAUCCACUUGCUUCCCCGAAGGGCCAGUUUUUUUUAUAAUUAUGUUUGAAUAUGCCUCUUAGUAUUUGUGGGAGAUUAUGUUGUUUUGGAAUGUGUGGUUCUUAUCGUGUUUCAGUUAAAUGUUUAAACAUGUGAUUUAAAAGCACUGUAAAUUAAUGGGAUCCACUUCAGAUGGAGGUACUGUUAUUGAGGUCUUUUGUGAGAGAGUUUGUGGUAUUGGUUUUCUUCCUUCAGUUUCUGUUCAGAAAAAAAGGUCAGGAAAUAUAAUGCAGGAUUACUGUUGUUGACAAAAAGUAGUACUGUGGUUAUGGAUGUAUUCCAAAAGACUAAAGUGUUGUUAAAUGUGUUGUUUAUAAUAACAUGUAAUCUCUAUAAAAACCAUCAACC